Vitrella brassicaformis is the source of this 1860-nucleotide messenger RNA. The record is from the annotation of a GenBank genome assembly. NCBI's taxonomy places the organism in Eukaryota, Vitrellaceae.
CCUGAAACCGCUGCCGGACAAUGGCAGAAACCAACAACGCCGACGCGCCUGUGACCGUCGAGGCAACUCUCGAGGUAUGCGGAUGAAGGCAUGAAUGAAAACGCAUCGCCGAUCUGUCUGCCGCCUUGUGCGUGAGUGUUGUGUGUGUCAGGAUCUGCAGGCAGAUCUGAGCCACCUGGAUGACGACGACUGGGAGGUCACCCCGGAGCAGCUGGAGCAGCUCAAGGCCAAGUAUGGCAGUGCGGAACAUCCCCUGUUCAUGCCCGAGGCGCCGCGAGACCUCACUGACUAUCCGCAGCUGCAGGCCAUCCAGCAGCUCAUCUACGAGAAUGAAACGCCAGAGUCACUCGCCGUCCACUUCAAGGUCAGAACAAUCGGAAGAAUGCGACAACGAGUGCAUGUGCGUGUUCUCUCCCUCCCCGCGUGCAGAAGAUGGGCAAUGAGUGUCACCAGGACGGCAAGGCCCACUGGCGCGACGCCAUCGCCCACUAUACUAAGGGCAUCGAGGCAGGCAGCUCCGACAACACGGUCAAUUCGCAGCUGUACUCCAACAGGGCCAUGAUACGACUCAAGCUUGGUAGAGAGCAGCCGCCUUGAUUGUGGAGUGUCAUCGUGUCUGUAAUGAUGUUUGCGUGUGUGAUCAGAUGAGCAUGUGGAGUGUGUUGACGAUGCGCGGAAGGCCAUCGAGCUGGACCCCACAAACGUCAAGGCGUAAGACACACACACACACACAUCCCACUCACAUCCCACUCACUCAUCGCGACAUACAUUGAUGGAUGAGAUGAGCUAUCCUAUCCACUCUCACUCCUUCCUUCCCUUUCCCGUUUCCAUGCAGCUACUUCCGAGCCGCCAAGGCUUCAUACUAUCUGCAUCUCUUCGAGCAGGCCAUCCAGUUCUGCACACAGGGCUUCAACGCCAACUCAUCCUCCGACCCGGACAAGACGGCUGACCUGGCCAAGCUGCGACAAGACAUCGAGCAGAAGUGGUCGGCACUGCGGCAGAAGCGAGAAGAGGAAAGGCGAAAGGAGAGAGAGGACGCGGCGCAGAGGGAGGUGCACAGUGGGCUGGUGGAUGAGGCCAUCAAGGCCAGGGGCAUCCGUGUGGGACCGCUCCUCUAUGACAUGGCGUACCCUGCAGAGGUCAACGCGUGGCUGGCAGGCAAUGGAUGGCGGUCUGCAUCUCAUCUGUCAUGCAUGUGUGUGGCAUUCAUCCAUCAGAUGAAGGUGCGGCUUGAUGAUGAGGGACGACUCCACUGGCCGGCACUAUUCCUGUGUGUACGCCCACGCACACAGAGAGAGAGGACAUGACACUCCCCUCAGCUCUCUCGUGUAAGUCUUCAUUCAGCUAUGACGAGUAUGGUCAGAGUGACUUCGUCAUUGAUAUCAGAGAGGACCAAACACUGAGAGAGCAUCUCGAGGUACACACACCGACACAGAAACAGAGAUGCAGACCACACCACACCGCGACGGCAAACCUCUCCCCCUGUUACCCAUCUGUCAAUGUCAGGUGAUGUUUCCCGGCGACCGGUUCACACAGUGGGACGAGCAGCAUAGGUACGCCGUCGACGCUCUCUCCGUCUUCUACGAGCCGGGCUCAGAUGACGGGGGCAGUCGUGAUGUCCUGCUGGAGGUGUCGCCAUCCCUCACUUUGUUCAACGUCCUCACCAAGGCCGGCAGAGUCCCCAAAAUGCCCGUGUUCCAUAUACUGGUGAGCAAAUGCAUCGGGGUCAUCGACGUGUGUGCAUGUUUGGCCGACUGUGGGCGGCUGGUUUGUCAGGCGGAGGGCUCUGCUGCGUUGGCGACGUUCAGGGAGACGCACGAGAUCAGGCCCUUGUCGUCAACGAAGAAGAGAUGACCUGCU